This is a messenger RNA of Papilio polytes (common Mormon), 912 nucleotides long. RefSeq lists its product as uncharacterized. The coding region runs from base 352 to 912 and encodes 186 amino acids. NCBI's taxonomy places the organism in Eukaryota, Metazoa, Arthropoda, Insecta, Lepidoptera, Papilionidae. Gene Ontology annotation, molecular function: nucleic acid binding; zinc ion binding. The record is from RefSeq and is a predicted model, not a curated record. The transcript has a single exon.
GGGCCGCAGCUACUAGCGGAAGCUGGCUGGGUUACGGUGGGGCCCAAGAAGCGCCCCGCGGCGAAAAGUCGCGCCCGUAAGCUCCGUACGCCCCGGUCCCAGGCAGUCGUUUUGACGCUGCAGCCGGGGGCGGUGGAAAAGGGCGCGACUUACGCAAGUGUGAUCGCCUCGGCCAAGGAGCGCAUAAAUCCCGCAGACUUCGGGGCCCAGGGGGUCCGUUUCCGAAAGGCGGCCAACGGAGGUCGCCUUUUCGAAUUCCCCGGCACCUCCAGUGCCGAGAGGGCGGACCUCCUGGCGCAGAAGCUGCGGGAGGUGCUAGGCAGUGAAGUCGUUCGGGUCACGCGGCCAACAAUGAUGGUAGGCUUGCGGGUAUCUGGCCUGGACGACUCCGCCACCAGUGCCGAGGUGGUCACCGCGAUCGCUGCAGCGGGUGGGUGCCCCGCCGAGCAGCUGCGGGCAGGCGAGGUCAGGGCCGGCCGCGACGGACUGGGAUCGGUGGUGAUCCAGUGUCCCGUCGCGGCAGCCAAGAAGGUCGUCGAUGGAGGGCGCUUGCUCGUUGGCUGGGUGUCCGCUCAAGUCAAACUGAUGGACGCCCGGCCGACCAGGUGCUACAGGUGCCUGGCACUUGGCCACCUGUCCGGCCAGUGCCCAGAGGGGGUUGACCGCGCGGACCUAUGUUUCCGCUGCGGUCAACCGGGGCACAAGGCCCUCGGGUGCGCAGCCGCGCCGCGCUGCGUGGUGUGCGCUGCGGCCGGUGUAUCGGCGGAUCACCGUGCCGGCAGCGGAGCAUGCGCUCCCCCACCCAGGGGGAAGAGGAAGGGAGGUAGGGAUGGCCCGGUUCCAGGGUCGUCCUCUUCUGCACCGCAGGCGGUAGCGCGAGGGGCUGAGGAGGUUCAAGUAGUCGGUGUUUAG